This is a messenger RNA of Exophiala dermatitidis NIH/UT8656, 4017 nucleotides long. Its product is annotated as salicylate hydroxylase. The record is from RefSeq and is a predicted model, not a curated record. Gene Ontology annotation, biological process: secondary metabolite biosynthetic process. NCBI's taxonomy places the organism in Eukaryota, Fungi, Ascomycota, Eurotiomycetes, Chaetothyriales, Herpotrichiellaceae. Gene Ontology annotation, molecular function: FAD binding. The transcript has 10 exons. Bases 2524 to 3810 code for a protein of 428 amino acids.
CAAUUCUGCUCAUGUGAUUUCCCAAGGCCAUGUACCAGAGGCUCCUUUCAGCUGCUCCUUCAGAAGCCGCCUUCCACACUCAAGAAUCUCCCUCGAGUCGCUUGGCUGCAGCUGUUGGAGACUAGACUUGUCCAAUGUUUUCUCAAGGAGUGAAAUUGCAGCCAAGACCCUGGGAGCUCGGUUAGAAAAGGAAGCAAAGAAUGACUCUGCCUACUCACCUUUUGCCCAUGAUUGCAUCGAUCUGAACACCUUCUCUUACUAGGGUCCUGGCUAGAGUGUACCCGGACGAAAGGCCAUGCAUGAGUGAGCUCCAGACGUCAAUGUUGAACUCCGCACGCGUGUUGCCCACUACUGCAAUGACUACAGGUUCGCCCAGGCGGAACUGUGCUAACCAGUACAACAGCCUCAACCGCGUGCGGAUCAGCGACGGGAUAUUUUCGCUGGGACAUGGAGACCAAUCCAGCGAUGGCGGCACAUUCUUAUCCCAAGCGGCCAAUUGACUCUUAAGUUCGACUGCGACCGGAGACAGCGCCACAUUACCUGGCCAUUGACUUGACACUGGCGACGCUUUGAAUUCAGAGCACAUGCCGUCAAUUCUUGCUAGGAUACUUCUCAACGAUGUGUCGGCAAGGAAGAACAGAUACUUGAUUCGACGCGUCUUUUCCAGAUGGCUCAGUGAUGCCUCAUCACAUCCGAGCGGAAGAGGCAUCUGGUCUUCCAGCUCUGAAAGACGACUGCUGGGAAGCACGUCGAUUUCGGAGGUCAAAUCUCUGAGCAAAGGUCAGCAGGUAGGUGGGCAUUGGCCCUUGUUUGAGCCUCACCUCUCCAAGUUGUGACAGAUCCAGUACGUCCGCAGAAUAGUAUUCUUCUCUACAUCGGUCUUGUAAAGGUUUCUUGUUUCUUCCCUACUCCCGUCAGUUAAAAUCAAGGCCGAGUACGAUUCCACCCACCAUUUGAUGACAGUAUACAGGGUAGUGCAACCUGCAUGAAGCCAGUGCCACGCUUCGAGCAGCCGAUGUCUCUUGAGCAGAAAAAGAGAACAUAAAACUUGGGUGUGCGCAUAAUCAAGGGUCAACUGAACAGGGAGGGAGCUUAAUCGAUGCACAGUUUCAGAGAACACGCUGGACUCAUCAGGAUCGACCGAUGACGAAGAAUAGGCUUUCGCCAGCAGCAUCACAAAGGACACCAUGCAAGAAUACAGGUCGUUCUUGAAACCUGUCGCCACAACUGUCGAAGCCGCUUCCCAAAGGUAUACGUCGCAGAUCAUCGGGAAAAGCGGACACACCAAUUCCAAAUAAAGCUCCAUUAACGGAAGGAUGUCAGCGGUAUCAUGGAGAUCGAAACGCUCAAAAGGGGUCGAUGUGGCGUUGUUCCCUUCUGAUUCUGGUCCUGCUGGCGACGCAUCUCGGCUUUCGUGGGUGUACGGGCUUUCGUGAAUGUUUUGGGAUACGACUUGGUCCGAACGGAAGAUGUUGUGAUGUCCCAAGACAUCUGUGAUCGGUAUGGGUGAGGUAUCAAUGGGAUUCGAAGGUAGGCCGCUGGAAGAUGGAGUCAGGUAAAGUUCUUGAUGGUUUCCAUUUUCAUCGCCGGUUGUUGGGACAGUGUCGGAUUCUUGGAUGCUCUGCUCUGGCGAACGAAGCGGCUGGGAUUCGCUCGAAAGCCCCUCUAGCUUUUCUUCGAGAGCGGCAAUCCUUUCCAGCAGAAAGGCGGUCGACGGAACAGAUCUGACCACCAUCAGCUGAUACGGAAUAUCGUCUAGAGAAAGUUUCUCACGCUGGAGUAGUCCAUGUCUGGUAGGUACAUUCGGCACCGUAUUUCUGACAAUAUGUGCAUAUUGGUCGGCCUUCGCAUUUCAACUUCUUGAUGCGACACCUUUGACAUGCCUAGUAGCGAUCACGUUUGCGUGGAGCUCGACGCUUGCGACUUACGGUGCGCAAAGAUUCAGCGUGAUGGCGGAAUGCAGUCUCAACGUUAGGAUCCGGAGGAUCGCGCGGCAGCAGUAUGGCAUGCUGUCUGAGGCUGCUGUUCGAGUUGGUCUCGGGUUCGUACGCCGGCAUGACUUGAAAAAGGUCUCUUUGCCGGAACGACAAAAUUAACACCGAAAGCGACCGCUUUUCAGCCUUGUCUCAUGGGCAGACCAAACAGAUGGCGUCAACGGUGGAACUAAAGGUGUGCUGCAAAAAGUGGAGACACGGCAUUCACAGUCGCCGCCGCCAGCAGGGGAAAGAUACCCUUUGUCGCCAAUGAAAGCACAAUCCGAAUCUCCGUGAACGGCAAAUGCUUAUCGUACCCGAGUUCAACAUCAGGAGGACGCCAGCACGUGGCGGCUUUGGUGAUCGCCCGAAUGGCCGCGGAAUGGACCUGGCCAGAAGAACGUUCCCGAUCCGGAAGUCGACAGACUGCAAGUCUCAAACAGUGCGGAAUUAAUAUACACACUCCUUCUCGACGGACUAAUCUUUGAUUUCUGCUUUGAUCCAGCACUGGUGGCACUUUUCUUCGAAUAUCCUGGGACUGAGACCAAAAAUGCCUGCGCAACAACCCUUAGAUGUUGCUAUCAUCGGGGCCGGCCCAGCAGGAUUGGCGGCAGCGAUUGAGUUUGCGAAACUUCCAUAUGUACGGUGGAGGCUAUAUGAACAAGCGACUGCAAUACGAGAGAUUGGAGCUGGCAUUAGCAUUCAACGAAACACCUGGCGUAUACUGGACGUUCUUGGAGCAUCAAAGAAUUUUGAUCCUAAAGACUACUUUCGUGCCCCGGAUCACCAUUCGGUCCAGCAUCGAAAUGGCAGGACAGGAGAGCUUUUGGUGUCGCAUAAUCAGCUAGAUACACCUCCGCAGCAUUUACAUGCUAGAACCCGGCGGUCUGUGCUACAGAAUGCGCUCCUGAAGGAGGUUGAUCUCAGCCACGUGCGGCUCAAGUCUCGUCUUGUCAAAAUCGAGCGGCAGGCCAACGGGAGACUGCGGCUGAUGUUUGAGGACGGCUUUGAGGAUGAAGUCGACCUUGUCGUGGGAGCAGAUGGUGUCCGAUCUGUUGUGCGAUCGUUUGCAUUUCCUCAACACAAGAUCACUUAUACCGGAAGAAAGGCUUUCCGAUCGCUCGUGAGCUACGAAAAAAUGGCAACCAUUCCAAAUGUACCGAAUGCGGUCACAUUCUGGCAAGGCCCUCACUCCUGGCUCUAUACUUGUCCACUAGGAAGCAACACAUAUGAGAUUACUACCAUGGUUACCGAGCCUGAUCCUCGAGAAAGUCAAGUCAGCUGGGGCCAGGAUGCAACCGUCGAUCAAGUGACGCCUUACUUUGAAGACUUUGCACAAAUCGUGAAAGAUAUAAUCACGUUGACUCCCGAAGUUCGACAAUAUGCACUGUUUGCCGGGCCUCGCUUGAAUACAGUUGUUGCUCAAGGCUCGGUAGCCCUUGUUGGUGACGCUUCGCAUCCCCUUUCUGGUGCUUUUGGUGCCGGAGCAGGCUUUGCUCUCGAGGAUGUUUUUGUGCUUACACGGGCAAUUGACUGGGCUCAUGCUCGGGGGCUGGCGCUUGCAGAUGCCCUCAAGCUCUUCGACGAAGUCCGAUCGCCUCAUUAUCGCUCACUGUAUGAUAUCUUGGAAAAGUUUGCAAAAACUGAAGCAAGUUUGCGCGACAUGAACCCUCCGCCGACUUUUGAUGAAGCUGUUCGUGUCAUUGUCGACAAUAACUGGGGAUACGAUCAUAGCUGGAUGUACCAUUAUGAUGUGCAGAAAGUUUGGCAGGAGGCCGUCCAGGCCGAAGACAGGAGAAGGGCAAACGGGGGUACGGUACAAUCGGCACGAUUAUGAGGGACACAAAUUGGUUAUCAUGCUGAAAGAGCUCGAGUUGUGUUUGAGCUUCAACGCCAUCGGAUGGCAACAGAGGACAACACUGUCGACAUUUCUUUAGAAAUAUAGAUUUUGGUUUUCAGCUUUCCAUCGGCCAUAGCUUCUAAUUGGGAAGCUUUCUUGUUUGAACGAACCCGAUAAUAGUAAUAAGACAGGAAAUGUAAGAAG